AUGGACCGCGAUGAGGCUGAAGUCACAUAUAAAACCCUUACGGCGCUCAUGGCUCCGGAGCCAUGGACGUUUCCUUCAUGUAUUAUCAACUAUUGCGAAGGCGAAGUCAACGAAAACGACCAACUUGACGGCUUUGGUCGCGUAGAAACGUCUAUGGGAUUCACCUAUGAAGGCGAAUUUUGUAACGGCCGGAUGGAAGGUGCUGGGGUUAUAUCCUGGGCGGACGGCUACACAGUGAAGGGUAACUUUAAGCAUGGUGCAGCUAACGGGACGGGUCAACUUAUAUGGCCGAAUGGUGAUUAUUACGAGGGUGACCUUGUCAACUCUAUUCGUCAGGGGAUUGGCAAGCUCACCUCACACCGUGGUCAGGCGGUGUAUCAGGGUGGUUGGGCACACGGAAAGCGGAAUGGUCGUGGAUGGCAGCAAUUUCCGGAUGGCAACGUGUACGAUGGCGAGUGGCUGGAUGACCAGCGACAUGGACAUGGGGCGCUUAUCUACAGCAACGGCGAUUGCUACGAGGGGGAUUGGGUGAGAGAUGAGCGUCACGGAAGCGGCGAAAUGGCAUGGAGAAAAGGCAACACACAGUAUAUGGAGCUAUAUGAAGGCACAUGGGUGCAGGGACUCCCUUCUGGAGAGGGGCGCUCCACGACCAUUAUGUACGUAGAUACAACCGAUGUACCUAUAUAUAACCCCAUCACUGAAGAAAAGGAGUUUGUUACCCCGAGUAACUUCGUGAUCCCGCUCGAUUGUGGCACCAACGUCUACGAGGGUAGCUUUGUAGACGGCAUACGCGAGGGCAAAGGGACAUUUUACUAUGCUGAUGGCAGCCGAUUUGAGGGAUAUUGGCAUCAUGGAAAAAAGAAUGGUACCGGCAAGUUCAUCGGUGCCAUCAGCAAACCGUUUUACGCCACUUUUGUCGACGACAUCCCACAGAAUCUCCCAGCGCUGUCCGGCCCUGGAUGUGAGGAUGCUGUUUCCUCAAUCUACAUUGAAGACCUCUGUACUAUCGCGGAUGAAAGCGAGACGGAAGUGGUAGCCUCUGCAAAGACCAUACUACUUCGUUUUAACCCAUGGAUGAAGUCUCUGUUUCGUAAAUGCUAUUGCCUGCAAAACGACAUCGCUUUCAUUACCACACCAGAUAAGUGGUGCAAGCACCGUUUGCCGGGACUCGUCAGUAUGCCACAGCUGCUUAGAUUUCUCAAUGAUGUGCAUAUUUUAGGUGGCAUUGUAAUGCUGAGUACUGUAAUCCGCUGUGUAAUCAACACCAUUCAAGCUGAGAGAACGGAUAACUAUAGCAUUCAAAGCUCUGAAUCGAUCGCUAGUGAAGAAAAUAAGCGCAAAAGCAUAUUUAUUGAUGACGCAUACAGCCUAAGAGCAAAUCUCAACUAUAGACAAUUUACCGAAGUACUGAUGCGGUUGGCAAAUGUAGUUGUGGUUGGACCUUCGUUUGUCACUAUAGGCCAGAAGCUGAGCAACUUUAUUGAGGAAAGGCUUUCCGGAAAUGUUUCUGUGAGUCCUCUCUUCCCCCAGACAAGGGCCUAUGCGGCCGACCUGAAGCCGCACCUUGAUUCCUUGCGGCACAUCUUCCAUGCACUAGUUGAAUUGGAGCACACCGAACCGAUUCAUCGCUUCCUAUCUGUGCGCUUCUUAAUGCGUUACCUUAAUCCUUUGAUUGUGAAACAUGGACUAGAGUUGCGGAGUACGAUUUGUGAGUUGUUCCCACUGCGUACGCGCUAUUCUUGCGCCCCAGGGUUGCAGUCUUCAUUGCCAUCUGGAUUCAAUAUGCCACAAGGCGACCUUGGUUACGAGAUGUUCUCAAAAGCGAGUGGCGAUAUGUGUGCUCUUGAUGCUGAAGUUGCGUCUAACUUUGAGCUAACCCUAGAAGAUUUUGUUGAGGCUGUCGUAUUGAUCUCUCUUAAAUGUUCUGGAAACGACGAAGAAGGCACGGUUUCCAGCAUUGGUUCUGUGAUUGAAGAAGAAAUACUUCCUCUCGGAAUUUAUGAUAUGUAA
Molecule: messenger RNA, 2010 nt
Organism: Phytomonas sp. EM1
Lineage: Eukaryota; Euglenozoa; Kinetoplastea; Trypanosomatida; Trypanosomatidae
Source: the annotation of a GenBank genome assembly